Molecule: messenger RNA, 1761 nt
Organism: Ophidiomyces ophidiicola
Lineage: Eukaryota; Fungi; Ascomycota; Eurotiomycetes; Onygenales; Onygenaceae
Exons: 1
Coding region: 1-1761 (586 amino acids)
Source: RefSeq, a predicted model, not a curated record
AUGUUGCUCACCCUCAAGCCCUCGUCCCUGAACCGGCCUACCAAUGAAUCCGUGCCGCAAGCUUCCUCGCCUUCUCUUCGGAAUCUUCCCUCCGCCGCCUCGACCCCCCGAAGCUCCAAGCCGUCCUCCCUGUAUAUGAACAGACACGAGCAAAUGGCGCCCACGUCUGCCCCGCACGACCACCCCGCAGAUUCAGCCCAUAGAAGCCUUCCUCCGCCCAUGACAAUGACCCUCCCGGCGAUGGCCCAGGUGCCCUCGACUGUCGCCCAGCUCCCGUCCUCGCAGUGGCAGAAUUCGGAAGAAUGCGUGCGGCUAUGGUUUCUGACCAAGGCCGAAGAGGAUCGGAGGAGGCAAGAAGAAGAGCGGACGCAGCAGGAGAGCUUAAAGCUCGACCAGCGCAAGGUGGAGCAGUCGAUGCUGCGGGAUUCUCUACAGGCCGGCGUGCCACCGUACAUGGUCCCGUUCAUCUUUACCGGUUUGGGCGGUGGCAGCUUACAGUGGGCGCAACAAUACAUCUCCCAAAUGAGCGCAGGCUUGGGACAGCCUCCAUCCCAUGGGCAGUCUCAGCAAUACUCACAAGUCAUUCCUGCGCAACAGCAGCAGCCACGCCAGGAAUACAAUCAGCUGCCGCCACAGCCACGGCCUUCAUCCCAGCCUCUACCUGCUCAACCACUCCCUCAACAGUCACUUGCUCAGACGCAACAAUCUAAUCUGGAAGUACCUCGAGAUAAUCGUAUGAUCCCACCCAACCCUUACGCUGCCAGCCGAUCCGUCCCCGCUGUAACUCGACCACCUGUGCAGCAAACCCCGCCAUCCCCAGCGCAGAGUCCAUAUACACGUAUUUCCCCGCCCGAUCACUCAGCCACUGUGUCUGCAGCACCGUUUUCGCAACCCACAGCACCUCUUUCCCGGAUAAAUUCUGUUGAAAUGCAUGUCCAGAACCCACCAGUGACUUCGGGUGCACGAGUCCCAUCUGGAACAAGCUCCCGCACAUCGCAACAAGCCGGGUCCGUUAAACAAGAAGCUCAGCAGGCACAGUCAUCUCCUCUAUACUUUCACCACUGGGUCCCUCCUUCCAACCCCAAUACACCAUCCGGGAAGAGUCCAAAUAUUUCUCCCAAUACUGGCCACCCAGCAUCACAUCUGCGUUCAGAAUACCAGAACUCCCCCAAGAAACGAAAAUCACAGACUACUCAUCAGCAAGUACCUCCUCCGCCUUCUCAUCUGUCAGACGCCGGAUCCACAGAUCCUUCUCCUGCGAGGUCACAGCAACAGGGACGGCGGAGCCUUGGUAAUUCGCGCCAACGAAAUGGCUCCUUGUCACAGAAUGGAACCGAUACACCAGCACCGCAACCUGAUACCGCCAGGUCCAGUGGCCAAAUGAACGUUAGCUCACUGGUUAGUAAUGAUGAACGCACUACCAGUCAAUCUAGCCACCGGGAUGAGCCCAACUCUGCCACAUCAGACCAUAACCAGCACGGACAAUUCAUGAUUCUUGGAAGAUACCGGACGAAUAGAAACUCGAGCGAAAAUUCCGUUGCUACCAAUACUAGUGCCGGGAAUGAUGCCUCUAGUCAUCGUUUAGAGGAAGAUCCAAGGAAGCAUAGUGCUGGCUCUCAGGGUGGAAGUCACUCGACUCAUGUGCCCUAUACCAAUGGCUACCAUCACCCAAAUGAUGUUUCAAGUAACAUUUCCUUUGAUUCGACGAAUAAACUUAGCCAUUCUGACCCCCGCCUAGUGGACAUGGUUCAGCAAAGUUAA